AGAUAAUGUUCCUGACAUAUUUGCCAAUUGUCUAACUCUAAAUCACAUUCAGUGAAUUUCACUGUAAUAUUAUAAUAUAUAAUAUUAUAAUAAUAUCGGAGCCAUGUGACAAAUAAUGAUGAGGGACUAUCACUAUGCACAAUAAAAUUUACCCACCGGGUGGCAAUACAGAGCUGCGUUAUUUUCAACCGUAUUUUGACAAGUCCCGCCCCUUGAUCAUCACAGUUUGUUGUGGUCAUAGCACUGGGUCGUGGCAGAGCCUUUUCUACUGUAAUGUGAACGACAUCUCAAACACCCAAUCAAAUUACGCCUCGAAGUUCCUCACAGGAAUUCGAUUGGCUAGCAGGCCAAGGAGGCGGGACUUGUCUGAAAGCGGCUGGGCUUCCAUAACUUCCUGUUCUGUGCAGCGUCUGAACCGCUACAUUUCCUGCUGGACCUCCUCCAUACAUAGCACCCGGCUUCCGAAAAAAUAUUCAUAUAUUUAAUUCAUUAUUCAUUUAUUAACAAACGGUGGGUUUAGCAGCUAAUAAUAUCUUAAAUGGAGACCUCUGGCAACACGAACAAGAAGCAGAAAAUAAGCAAUGCACCCGAAAGCUGGGGAAAGCAAAGAGCUACUAAUGUGACUUAUCAGGCCCAUCAUGUGAGCAGAAACAAGCGUGGACAGGUAGUGGGGACCAGAGGAGGUUUCAGAGGAUGCACUGUGUGGCUUACAGGCCUGUCCGGUGCAGGGAAGACGACGGUCAGCAUGGCCCUUGAGGAGUACCUGGUGUGCCACGGCAUCCCUUGCUACACACUGGACGGCGAUAACAUCAGACAGGGCCUUAACAAGAACCUGGGCUUCAGCCCUGUUGACCGCGAGGAGAACAUUCGCCGUAUCGCAGAGGUGGCCAAACUGUUCGCAGACGCCGGGCUCGUGUGCAUCGCCAGCUUUAUUUCCCCAUAUGGCCAGGACCGUCUGAAUGCCAGAAAGAUCCAUGAAACUGCCGGUCUGCCGUUCUUCGAGGUGUUUGUGGAUGCUCCUCUGGACGUGUGCGAGCAACGAGAUGUCAAAGGUCUCUAUAAGAGGGCUAGAGCUGGAGAAAUCAGAGGCUUCACAGGAAUUGACUCUGAAUAUGAGAAGCCAGAGGCUCCAGAACUGGUGCUAAAGACAGAUUCCUGCAAUGUGAACGAGUGCAUCCAGCAACUCCUGGAUCUCCUGCAGGAGAGGGACAUCGUGCCUGUGGAUGCAUCCUAUGAGGUCAAAGAGCUCUAUGUGCCGGAAAACAAGCUGGACUUGGCCAAAGCAGAUGCAGAGACUCUUCCAGCCAUGGAGAUCACAAAGGUGGACAUGCAGUGGGUCCAGGUGCUCGCCGAAGGGUGGGCCACGCCUCUGAACGGUUUCAUGAGAGAGAGAGAGUACCUCCAAUGUCUGCAUUUUAACUGUCUGCUGGAUGGUGGGGUUAUUAACCUUUCGGUGCCGGUGGUCCUGCCUGUCUCAAGUGCAGACAAGGAGCGUCUGGACGGCAGCACGGCGUUCGCGCUGGCCUACGCCGGCCGGCGUGUCGCCAUCCUGCGCAACCCGGAGUUUUACGAGCACCGCAAAGAGGAACGCUGUGCCCGGCAGUGGGGUACUACCUGCAAGGAUCACCCGUACAUUAAGAUGGUGAUGGAGAGUGGCGACUGGCUGGUUGGAGGAGAUCUCCAGGUUCUGGAUCGGAUAUACUGGAACGACGGGCUGGACAGUUAUAGGCUCACCCCAACUGAACUCAAGCAAAUGUUUAAAGAGAUGAAUGCAGAUGCCGUCUUUGCCUUCCAGCUGCGGAACCCCGUGCAUAACGGCCACGCGCUGCUCAUGCAGGACACCCAGCGGCGUCUCAUUGAGCGUGGCUACCGCAGGCCCGUGCUGCUACUCCACCCCCUUGGAGGCUGGACCAAAGACGAUGACGUGCCGCUCGCUUGGCGCAUGAAACAGCACGCUGCUGUGCUGGAGGAAGGGCUGCUCGAUCCCAGCUCCACCAUAGUGGCCAUCUUCCCCUCGCCAAUGAUGUACGCCGGCCCCACAGAGGUACAGUGGCACUGCAGGGCCCGGAUGGUAGCUGGGGCCAACUUUUACAUUGUGGGCCGUGACCCGGCUGGAAUGCCUCACCCUGACACCGGUAAAGACCUCUAUGAGCCUUCCCAUGGAGCCAAAGUCCUCACCAUGGCCCCUGGUCUUAUUUCUUUGGAGAUUGUGCCUUUCAAAGUUGCAGCUUACAACAAAGUCAAGAAGGCAAUGGACUUUUAUGACCCGAAAAACCACCAGGACUAUGACUUCAUCUCAGGAACCCGCAUGAGGAGGAUGGCUCGCGAAGGCCAGAACCCUCCGGAAGGCUUCAUGGCGCCCAAGGCCUGGUCCGUUCUCAAGGAGUAUUACCAGACUGUGGAGAAGGCCUAAGUCGUUUUGCAGGUCGAUGGGAGGAGGCAUUUCUGUUACAAAAAGGGAGGAGGUGGAGUGGAUGAUAAAGAUAAAAAAAAUUAUACACUGGGACCACCCGAUGGACUUUUCAAGCUAUUUUGGAUGUUACUUGCAAGAUGCACAUAAAAUCACUUUUUCAUGA
Misgurnus anguillicaudatus (oriental weatherfish) is the source of this 2576-nucleotide messenger RNA. RefSeq names its product 3'-phosphoadenosine 5'-phosphosulfate synthase 1 (gene papss1). The record is from RefSeq and is a predicted model, not a curated record. Gene Ontology annotation, biological process: 3'-phosphoadenosine 5'-phosphosulfate biosynthetic process; sulfate assimilation. NCBI's taxonomy places the organism in Eukaryota, Metazoa, Chordata, Actinopteri, Cypriniformes, Cobitidae. Gene Ontology annotation, molecular function: ATP binding; sulfate adenylyltransferase (ATP) activity; adenylylsulfate kinase activity.